Molecule: messenger RNA, 4737 nt
Organism: Trematomus bernacchii (emerald rockcod)
Lineage: Eukaryota; Metazoa; Chordata; Actinopteri; Perciformes; Nototheniidae
Gene: niban1a
Product: niban apoptosis regulator 1a
Exons: 14
Coding region: 194-3415 (1073 amino acids)
Source: RefSeq, a predicted model, not a curated record
AAAAAAAAGGUGAGUUGGCUUUCUGGCUAACGUCACUGAAUGACACGGUGCUCAGGAGGAGGAGAGGAGGAGGAGGAGGGCGUUUCCUCCUUCCCUUCCUCCCUCCUUCCUCGCUGCCGCUGCAGAUCGAUGUGUCGGAGCUUGUACCUGAGGACUGAACCUUACCUGUGGAUCCUCUCCCGGCAGCAGCACCAUGGGGAUCUCCGCGUCCAGUCUGCUGGAUGAGACCAAAUCCAACUACAUCAAAGGCCAGGCUGAGACCACGCUGAAGGAGUUCAGCCCGUACUACAGGAAGCAGUUCUCUGUGGCCCGUUUCUCUCAGGUUGAAGAUGACCUGGAGCAGCGGAAAGAGAAGAUCAUGCAGCUCCUCAAGCAGAAGGAGGCUACUGAGGAGGGCGAGGUGCUAUACGAAGAGGCGGUCCUUUUCUUUGACGAAACCAGGAAGUGGAAGGAGAGGUACGUGGUGGUGAGAGCCAACUACUGCCUGGAGUGUCACGACGGCCUGGAGACUUUUUUUAAAGGGAUACCUCCACGCCAGAAAAUGCUGCCUACAGGGGGCAGUGUUCUGACCACAGAGGAGAAGUACAUGGCCAUGGUGGACAAGUUCUUCACUGAUGACACCAAUGUGAAUGAGGACUUUGCUCCUCCUCUCUCUGGGAUGCCGGGACAGUUUCCCGUCUACCUGCGUCUUCCCUACAGGAGGGACUUCUACUUCUGCUUCAAACAGCAGGCCAAGCAGGACGCCUUCCUCUCCAUCCUGUCAGACUGCAUCAGGCACCAGAACCAGGACUUCCUGAAGAAGAAGACGUGUGAAGUGCAGGCCUUCCUCAAAGCCAUCCAGCUCUACAGACAGGACAAAGACAGAUACGAGUCCUGGGACAUGCUGAUAGGAAGUGAUGUCAGGGUGAUGGCCAACGUGGUGAUGGAGCAGCUGCUGCCGUCUCUGGAGAAAGACAUGCUGCCUCGCCUCAAGGCCAAGAAGACGGAGAAGAAGAGAGUGUGGUUUGCUACGGUGGAGGCGGCCUACAUCCUGAUCCAGGAGCAUCUGCUGGAGGGACUUUCCGCACUGAAGGAGGAAUGUCGAACAUCGCUCCGGCAGCAGGAGGUUCUCAUCCACUCCGACAUGGACCAGAUCCUUGAGUCCCGAUGGCAGCUGGAGGAGAAAGUCAGAGCCAAAGUAUCGGAGCCAGCAGAGAAGCUGUGCUGUGAGUCGGUGCAGCCGUACUUGGGCUCUGUGCUGGAGGAGCUGAUGGAGCCCGUCAGCUCAGGCUUCCAGGAGGGACGGCAGCUGAGUGAAACCAUGAUGGACAAGCUGUGCCAGGACGUCAUGAUGCUGGUGGACAAUGAGCAAGUGAAGGAGGCUCUUGCAAAAAUGGCGAGACCGAACCUGCUGAGCUGCUACCAGAAGAUCGGCUCCCUACAGGAGAAACUGCAGCACCUGCAGGAGAGGUUCGGCUUCUCCAACAUCAAGGGAGUGAUCCACAGCGCUCAGAUCGACCUGCAGCAGCUGAUGGAGAAUGCAGCCCACACGUUUGGGCAGCUGCUCAACAAAGCGGUCCAGGACAACCCUGACAACCCCGGCUCUGCCAUCGACAAGGCCAAACACAGAGUGCUCAAGCAAUAUGACCAUGACAGCAGCACAGUGAGGAAGAGGAUCUCCAGGGAGGCUCUCGUCUCCAUCACUCUGCCCUACAUCAAGAAGAACCUGGCCCCCACCUGCAAAACUGAGCUUCAGAGUCUCGAGCAGACCAUCGACGGUGACCACUUCAACUACAUCCAUGUCGAGAACGUUUACGAGAUCAUCCUCCUGCAAACUCUGGACAAGGAGGUCACUAAAGUGGUGAAAGAGGCAGCUAGCCUGAAGAAGUACAACCUGUUCACAGACAGCAGAGACCUCCUCAGUCAGUCCAGCCGCUCCAGCCUCUCCUCCCCCUCGCCCGCCGCCUCCACUCCCAACAGCCCCGCCAUGAUGCUCGCCUCCCCCUCCAUAACCUCCUCUGAGCCCCCACCCCCCUCUCCUCUUGCAUUCAAUGGUCUGUCAUUCAGCUCCAAGAAGGAAGAGAAGAUGGAUAACGGUGUGCUGCCAAGCGAAGCCUCGACGGAUGUGACCACCAUUGAGACACCUCUGGGGAAGGUGGAAGAAAAAGAUGCAGCUCCAACUAUCAGUGAGGAGGCAACACCAACCAAAGCAGCAGAAGAAGUCGUCCAAGCCGUGAAGGAAGAAGAAGGCCUCCCUGUUUCACUGGAGACACCAGAGGUAACGGAUACAGCUAAAGAGAGUGAGACCCAGGAAGUGAAUGUAGAAGCGGCACCUGAGACAGUGAUCCAAGAUAAUGUGUUUGCUGUAGAAACAAAAGCAGUGGAGGUGGCUGCUGAGCCUCAGAUGCAGACCACAGCAGCUCCAAGAGAGACAGAAAUCACUUUGUCCGAAGUGCCCACUGUUGUAGAAAGUAAAAAGAAAGAAGAAGAAGCAGCAUCAGCAUCUACAGAAGCUCCUGUAUCAAGUCCUGAUUCUUCUGUUGAGCCAGAAAAAGCUCCUGUACCAAGUCCUGAUUCUUCUGUUGAGCCAGAAAAAGCUCCUGUACCAAGUCCUGAUUCUUCUACUGAACCAGAACAUGGUCCUGUAGCAGUUGCGGAUUCUUCUGUUGAACCAGAAAAAGCUCCUGUACCAAGUCCUGAUUCUUCUAAUGAAACUCCUGUACCAAGUUCUGAAACAAUGAUUGAACCAGAAAAAGCUCCUUUACCAAGUCCUACCAUUGAACCAGAAAACACUUCAGCAGAAGAAGCUGCUUGCCAAACGUUAGCCAGCAGUGAAGAAGAGUCACACUGUGUAAGCUCAGAAAUCAAGUUAGAGGCUCCCUCUAGUGGUGAAACGCAUGCACUCACACCUGAAGACAUCAGCCUGGACCUGAAGAGACAGGAAGAAGAGACAGUUACUGUCUCUAACCCUAAUUGUCUGGAUGUGUCAGUGGGAAGUGAGUCUGCCCCGUCCGAUGUGGAGUCCAUGGAGGAAGGGAGAACAACGCAGAGCAGUGGGGACGAAGUCUCAACGACCUCGGACGUCUUGGAUGAGGCCAACAUCAGUAAUUCACCCGUCAGCUCAGACGAGCAGCCUGAGGACAAGAUAACAGUCGAUGAUCCGUGUCGUGAGGAACAGACAGAAGCUGCGAGUGAGGACGUUGAGGCAGGUACGAACGUGGAGCCGCUGGUGGAGGCAGAAGAGUCUACAACCUCUCAGCCAGAUGAGUCUACACCCUCUCAGCCUCCCGAGCCCACAGAAGCAGAAACUUCCUCCAGCCCUGAAGCAAGGCCCAUUGAUAGCGUCAAGGCAAUCCGUGACCUGGUGAUGGAGGUGAUUGAGGUGGAGGAGCUGGUGAAGCGUUACCCAAGUGGAGUUCCAACAGAGGAGGAAUGAAGCAUCACAACUGCAUCACUGUGCUUUCGACAAGACGAGAGACAAAAUAAUUAGGAGUCUUCUGCUAAAGGGAACCAAAUUAUUUCAAGAAUUAUUACAUACGGUAAUACGGUAGCCUCAAACAGACCUGGAGUCAAAACGUUUGUUCGCAGAGCAGAAACAGGAAAAUACUCCUGAAAAACAUUCACAAAUGCUUCCAUGAACUCUUUUUUUUCAAGCCCAUAUGCAUGAAAUGAUGGUUAAUUAUUUAUACAACUCAUUUACACAAAUCAAUAUAAUCGGCUCUUUCAGGUGUAUAAAAUCAUCAGGUUUCUCAGAGACUUAGCACCGACUUCUUUAGAGAAACUAGAUUUAGAACUAUUUAACCAAGAUUGUGAAGAACUUUAUGGAACUGUCAUUAUGCUGUGGUAGAUUAUGAAUUUACUUUGGAAUAAAGUGUAUAAGGAUGUUCUACAAUGUCAGAGUUGGGAGGUGAAGAUGGAUAGCACUCUGAUAUAUAUACUUGAGUCAGGGCAUGGUUAGCCUAGCUUAGCAUAAAGACUGAAAGCACAGGGAAACAACUAGCUGGGCUUUGACCAAAGUUUAAAAUGACAUCUAGCAAAGCUUCAGAAGCUUAUCCAUUAACAUAUCAUACAUUUCUUUCAUUUCAAGACCAACAGAAAUGUUAAACAAUUGGCUUUGAACUAAAGACUUCAUCAGAGUUGUUAUGCUAAGCUAGGGUAAACUUCAUAACUCCAGUUAUGCAAGACACAAGAUUGUUUACUGUCUGAACAGCUAACUUUGGGGGAAAAAGCAAUAUUGAACUAUUUCUCUAAACAGACUACAAGAGAACCUUCACACUAUUGUUGUUAAAUCAGUGAGUUUUAGAUUAUUUAGAAACCAAGAUAACAGAUAUUUUUAAUAUAUUAGCACAAAUAAAUAAAUACCAUUCCCAAAUAGAUUUUAAAGCUGUAGAUUUGGCCCAUUGUUUUCUCUUAAAUGUGCUUUAUUUUGGACCUACUAAAGGACUUUGAACUUACAAAGAAACUGAAGAAGUAGCGUAUCCAAGUGCCUCUACAUUACCUCCGUGUUGCCGUCACAUGCCUUACGUCACAUGAAGGAAAGCAGCUUCUGUCAGGUGGACGCAGCUGCAGUACAGACGGGUCCUAGUUUGAACACCUGUGCCUUUUAACCUGUGCAGAGCAUCUUGCACAGAUAUGGUUAGUAGGAAAGUUUACAGUGAGAGUAAACCAUAUGACCUUUUACUGUAAAUCAGAUGAAUGUUGGUUAAUGAAAAAUGUGUGUGGAAAUGUAUACAUAAUAAAAAGAUUCUAUAAAACAAA